AUGAGCCAAAACUCUACUGAGGUGAUCGCUAGGACGAUAGAUAUCAUCGAUGGGAUUAAUUUUGUUACUCAACCAGCCAAGUCAGUCAAUUCGCCAUUCACAAGUUUGGUUAAGGACGCAAACAUAUUGUUGAAUGCUAAUGAUCCUUAUGCCGUUGUUGAAAAUUAUCUAUUAGACAGAGCUGCCACUACUGCCGCCACUACUGCCGCCACCACCAAUGUUGGUUCAGAAGCUAGUCAAGGCGAAAUUUCGCCAGAAACUGGGUUUCUCUCAGUAACGUCUGAUGCACGUACCUUGUUCAAAAACUUGCCUAUCUUGUCUAGAUCUUCAUUUAGAAACAACAAGGUUGUCAACCACGUGGAAAUUGUUGAUGGUGACUUUAGCGUAGUAUCAUCACUCAAGGACUUGAGCUACCCAGUUUUGGUCUCACAAACUGCAUCACAAGCUUACAAACAUGCCAAUGUGGCCUACAAUUUGGCAUCAAGCUUGAACACCUCAGUUUUUCAUUUUUUCACCAACUCUCGAAACUCAUACAAAUCCAACGACGCGGUUAAAGUUUCAGAUGGCGUCUUGUUAAAAAACGUUUCUGAAUUAUCUCUUGAUCAAAUUUUAAAGAGUUUUGCAGUUGAGCCAUUCAAUCUUGUUAACAAGGUACAAAAACAAAAGGAUGCUAUUUUGUAUUUGGGUGAAUUAAAUGACGACUUGGUUGCAGCAGCUGAUAAGGAGAAUGUGCUACUUAUUAGUAUUUCAUUAUAUCAACCAUUUAAAUUGAGCAAUUUGUUGAAGCUAGUGCCCGCGCAUGUUGAGACAAUAACUAUUGUUGAGCAAACAAACAAUCAAUACUCAACAUUUUCUCCACUCAUGCUCGACUUUUUCAAUGACUAUGUUCAGUUUCGUUCUUUAAAGAACUUUACAAAAAUUGUUUCUUCAACUUUUGGCAGUAAUGUGCAAGCUUCAAAUGCCGUGUCGCAAUUGGUUGCAAAUGUGCACUCUCAAUCACCAAUUCAAAAUUUGCAUUACGGAAACAAUGAUGCCAAAUUGCAAAAGAAUUCCGUUUCGGAAGACGGUGCCGAACAGCAAGCUAUUUCUGAUGCUCACAAUUUGGAACAAGCAUAUUUGAAAGUGUUGCAACAAGUCAAUGAUACAAACUUGAAUAUUCUCAAUGAGUAUAACGCAGAGAAUAUUGGUGUGGAAACUAAUCCUGAAUAUGGGUUUGGUUCAUUUUUGUACGAUCAAGAGCAACAAGAGACUUUGAAGAAAUUGGUGCAAUCUGCAUUAAAAGAAAAUAAGUUUCAAACUUCUGACAAUCAGAAAUUGACCAAUUUGCUUUCAGGUUGGUUGGUUGAGUUGCAACAAAAUGGUCAAGUAGAAGACAGGAUUCCACUCGAAAUCACUACAUUGUUAAAAACUGAUACCUCGUCAACAACUGCCAAGGAAUUGCUUGCUUUGUCUCAAUACUUUAUUACAAAAAAGAACUGGAUCAUUGGUUCAGAUGCGUGGGCUUACGAUUUGGGUGCAUCUGGUGUUCAUAGCGUUAUUUCUUCAGGAAGAAAUAUCAAUAUGUUGAUCAUUGACUCAGAGCCAUACCAAGACAAAAAGAAUGAAAAGACUGUUAAUGGGUUUAGAAAGAAAGAUGUUGGUUUGUACGCAAUGAAUCACGGUGAUUGUUAUGUAGCUUCGGUUGCAGUGUACUCGUCGUAUACUCAAGUUUUGCAAGCUUUUAUUGAAGCUGAGAAAUUUGAUGGACCCUCGAUUAUCUUGGCUUACUUGCCUUACCACAAGGAAAGUGAUGAUACCUUGCUGGUCUUGCAAGAGACCAAAAAGGCCGUCGAUAGUGGAUUUUGGCCAUUGUACAGAUACGAUCCUUUUGCCAACAAAGAAGAAGAUGUUUUUAAAUUGGAUUCGUCAAAUCUCAGGAAGCAACUUUCUGAUUUCCUUGACAAAGAGAAUAGGUUAACUUUGCUUGCAGCCAAGGAUCCGCUCUUGUCUAGGAAUUUGACUACAACAGCUACUACUGAGGUCAAAUCAAAACAGGCUAAGAUAGCUGAUGACUCUUAUGCGCUUUUGUUGCAAGGACUCUCUGGUCCUCCAUUAACUGUUGCUUUUGCUUCUGACGGAGGUAAUGCCGAAGGUUUGGCCAAGAAAAUCAAUAGGCAAGCUUUGGGAAGAGGCUUGAAAUCAGUUGUGUUGCAAAUGGAUGAUUUAUCAAUUGAAGACUUGCCAAAUGAGACAAAUGUUGUGUUUGUUACCUCGACUUCUGGUCAAGGUGAAUUUCCUACCAAUGGUAAGCAAUUCUGGGAUGCUAUCAAAAAUGCAAAUGACUUGGAUUUAUCUGGUAUCAGAUACUCUGUAUUUGCCUUGGGUGAUUCGCAAUAUUGGCCAAGAAAAGAAGACAAGCACUAUUACAACAAGCCUGGUAAAGAUUUGAACGCCAAAUUAAAAUUGUAUGGUGGUGUUGAAUUGGCGGAGAUUGGUUUAGGAGAUGAUCAGGAUGCCGAUGGAUUCUCUACCGGGUUUAAUGAAUGGAUUCCUAAGAUUUGGGAGGCAUUGGGUGUCAGCAAUGUUGAAGGUGUUGAAGAACCAAAACCAUUGACCAAUGAGGAUAUGAAAAUUGGUUCCGAUUACCUAAGAGGUACUAUUGCAGAAGGAUUGCAAGACAAGUCUACUGGUGCAAUUUGUGCCGUUGACCAGCAAUUGACCAAAUUUCACGGUAUUUACAUGCAGGAUGAUCGUGACGUGAGAGAAGAACGUAAAGCGCAAGGUUUGGAACCAGCAUAUGCAUUCAUGGUGAGAGUGAGGCUUCCAGGUGGUAUUGCAAGUCCUAAACAGUACUUGAAAAUGGAUGAAUUGGCUGAUGAGAGAGGUAAUGGUACUUUGAAAUUGACUACAAGAGCCACAUUCCAAUUGCAUGGUGUUGUUAAGCAUGAUUUGAAGCCAGCUAUCAGAGGUAUGAAUGCAGCAUUGAUGGAUACUUUGGCAGCAUGUGGUGAUGUGAACAGAAACGUUAUGGUCUCAGCAUUGCCCAGCAACGCUAAGAUCCACGGCCAAGUUUCGGAAACUGGUACUUUAUUAUCAAACUAUUUGCUUCCAAGCACAACUGCAUAUCACGAGAUUUGGUUAGAAGGUGAGUUGCCUUCUGAUAAACCUGGUGAUAGGGAGACAUGGGAGAAUAGAAAAGAUGGUCCACAAAAGAAAAAAACCUUGAUUGCAGGAAAUGUUCUUGCGGAUGUUGAACCUCUUUAUGGACCAACUUAUUUACCAAGAAAGUUUAAGAUUGUCAUUACUGUUCCACCAUACAACGAUGUUGACGUUUAUGCGCAUGAUAUUGGUUUGAUUGCUAUUGUUGAAGACAAUGAUGUUGUUGGAUUCAACGUGUUGGCAGGAGGUGGAAUGGGUUCGACUCACAACAAUAAGAAGACAUAUCCAAGAACCGGAUCUAUGCUUGGGUUCAUCAAAAGAGAUCAAAUUCAUGUUGCUUGUGAAAAGAUUAUGUUGGUGCAAAGAGACUUUGGUGAUAGAACUAAUAGAAAACACGCUAGAUUGAAGUAUACUAUAGAUGAUUUGGGAGUUGAGGUGUUCAAGUCCAAGGUUGAGGAGUUGUUGGGUUACAAGUUUGAGCAACCUAGAGAUUUCAAAAUUGAAAACAAUGUUGACCAUUUUGGCUGGUGUAAGGAUGAAUUGGGAUACAACCAUUUCACCGCUUUUAUCGAAAAUGGUAGAAUUGAGGAUACUCCAGAGUUGCCUCAAAAAUCGGGAUUGAAAAAGAUUGCCGAAUAUUUGCAGAAUAACAACAAGUCGGGUGAAUUCAGAUUAACCGGUAAUCAACAUUUGCUUAUAUCGAAUAUCAAGGAUGAAGAUUUGCAAGAUAUCAAGGAUUUGAUGGCCAAGUACAAGUUGGACAAUACCGAGUUUUCAGCAUUGAGAUUAUCUUCAGCAGCAUGUGUUGCAUUCCCAACUUGUGGAUUGGCAAUGGCUGAAUCCGAGCGUUAUUUGCCGAAAUUGAUCACCAAGCUUGAAGAACGUUUGGAAGAUUUUGGCUUGAGACAUGACUCUGUGGUGAUGAGAAUGACUGGUUGUCCUAAUGGAUGUGCUAGACCUUGGGUUGCAGAAGUUGCAUUGGUUGGAAAAGCAUACGGUGCAUACAAUUUAAUGUUGGGUGGUGGUCAUCAUGGUCAAAGAUUGAACAAGAUCUACAGGUAUUCGAUCAAGGAAGACGAAAUUCUUGAAAUAUUGUCAAACUUGUUUGAGAGAUGGAGUAAAGAAAGAAACGAGGGUGAGCCAUUCGGUGAUUGGUGUAUAAGAGCUGGUGUGAUUAAAGAGACCACUGAAGGUAAAUACUUCCACGAUGACAUCCCAGAAGAUGCUUAG
Molecule: messenger RNA, 4368 nt
Organism: Lodderomyces elongisporus
Lineage: Eukaryota; Fungi; Ascomycota; Pichiomycetes; Serinales; Debaryomycetaceae
Gene: ECM17
Product: sulfite reductase (NADPH) subunit beta
Exons: 1
Coding region: 1-4368 (1455 amino acids)
Biological process (GO): sulfate assimilation
Cellular component (GO): sulfite reductase complex (NADPH)
Molecular function (GO): heme binding; FMN binding; iron-sulfur cluster binding
Source: RefSeq, a predicted model, not a curated record